Molecule: messenger RNA, 1104 nt
Organism: Diaporthe amygdali
Lineage: Eukaryota; Fungi; Ascomycota; Sordariomycetes; Diaporthales; Diaporthaceae
Exons: 1
Coding region: 1-1104 (367 amino acids)
Biological process (GO): sulfate assimilation
Molecular function (GO): 3'(2'),5'-bisphosphate nucleotidase activity
Source: RefSeq, a predicted model, not a curated record
AUGGAUUCACCCUACUCCAACGAGUUGAAGAUCGCUUUCGAGGUCAUCCAGCAAGCCGCAAAGCUCAGCCAGUUUGUCCUGUCCCAGGCUCAGAAAGAUGACAAUCACGACUUGGGUGUUGUCUCCAAGGACGAUUUGAGUCCUGUCACUAUCGCAGAUUUCGCUGUCCAAGCUCUGCUCACCAGCACGUUGCACGCCCACUUCCCUGGUGACAGGUUCGUCGGCGAGGAGUCGGCCGGCCAACUUAGGGCCAACCCUGCCUUGCUAGACCGUGUACAGGCUGCCCUGCAGCACACUCAGAAUCAGUUGCAGGAUGAGGCCGAGUCCUUGGUGAGAUUUCCAAGCUCGCCUGACCAGAUGUGCGAGAUGAUCGACUGGUGCGGCACGGGAACGCCCGAUGUUGGGGGCAGGAUAUGGGUUUUCGACCCUAUCGACGGCACCGAAAACUUUGUCAAGAACUUGGUCUACGCUAUAAAUGUCGGCUUGCUGGAAGACGGCAGGCAGGUGCUGUCCGCUGUGGGAUGCCCUAACCUGUCGAUGGACAUCAAGUCUCCAGCUUCAGACAACUCGUUGGAUCCUUCACAGGAGGGCAGUAUCGCGUUCGCCGUACGAGGCCAUGGCGCGUUCAUCCGAAAGCUCCCCGGCUCGUAUCACAGUGCAGCCGUAAGGCGCCUGCCCAGGCACGCAGAGCACGCAUCGGACCUGCGAUCUGUAACUUGCCUCAAUACGAGCGGUUUGCCAGCAGUCCACGAGUCUGCAGCCAGGCAGCUUGGUAUUGAGUACCCGGGAAGCACCCUCCUACCGUGGGUGAUGCGGUAUGUGCUCCUUGCGCUGAAUGUCGGUAACACGACGUUCUGGGUAUACAAAUCAAGAUCAAGGCUUGCGAAGAUCUGGGAUCAUGUUGGUGCUAUGCUCCUAUUUGAAGAAGUAGGAGGUAAAAUCACGGAUGUUGACGGAAAGGACCUCGACUGGAAUGCAGGGAGACAAAUGGUUGCAAACUACGGCAUUAUCGCUGCACCGAGCAAUCUGCACGGACAAGUUCUAGCUACAGUCAGGGGUGCUUUGCAGGAAAUAAAGCCCGAGUUGCUGUCAGUUCCAAAUUGA